Messenger RNA from Porites lobata, 9668 nucleotides. NCBI's taxonomy places the organism in Eukaryota, Metazoa, Cnidaria, Anthozoa, Scleractinia, Poritidae. The record is from the annotation of a GenBank genome assembly.
UGAACAGCCACACAUAGACAAAGGCUUCCGUGUUGCGGUUCUCGUAAUUUAAAACUAGGUUUGUACGAUGUGACAGGUGGGAGAUUGUAAAUAGAGAAUCAUCUGCAUAAUGACGCUUUUAGCUUUUUGUGCUCUAAUUGCGUUCACCUUUGUUUGUUUCUUUAGGCUUUUAACGACUUACCAACGAUCUUAACAGAGAAAAAGUAACCUGCGCCAAUUUACAGUAAAGAUGGUUUGAUUUCAAGUGAAAACAGCAAGGUAGAACAUUUUUAUUACGGAAGAAAAAAAGGAGUUGCCUCAGAGGAGAAAUGCGCGAGGUAAGGUAAUUGUGUUUAAUUAUAGUUUAGACUCGAGAAAGCGAUGUUCAGUAGUUAAAAAAUUUGAUAAAUACACGUGGAUUUUAUUCACAGCUUCGUUUCAAACACUUGGAAGAUCAGUCAAUCAGUGUUUACCAGUUUAAUCAGGGAGUGAGUGUCAGGUAUUUUGUAGUUUCAAAUGAAACUCCGGAAAACGUUGUAUGAGAGGGAACACCACAUUUUCAAAUACUUCCUUUUAAUGUCGAAAAUUAAACAGAGGAAGCCUGACUUUCCUUUCUAUGACAGGUCAGGUAGGAAAAUCUUAACCACCAUGACUCCCAAAAGUGGUGGGCCGAAGUAAAAGAAAAACAUCCAUAAAAUCGAAAUUGAAUGGUCACACUAUAUAAAUUUAUUCCCAGACUAAAAAGUUACAACAGCAUGAAUAAUUCACGUUAGAUGUGAUAGGCCGGCCUAAACGUACCGAAGAGGUCUCGUUUGAAUGGUCACACUAUAGUAUUUCGUACCUGGACUAAAAUUUUCAAACUGAAUCAUCGUUAGGUGUGAUAGGCCAUGCCAACAAACCAUUCGUUUUAGAGUGUGUUUUAUGUAUUUAGAAUACGAGAAGUUAUUAUCCCAUGAAUAUAAAUUAUCGAACAUUUUUAAUAAUCAGUACUUGUACUGCAUGAUUCUUUUGUUUCGUAUAAAACUAUUAUACUUAUUCACGGCAAGGGACGAUGAUCUCGCCGUGACUUAUAUAGCAUCUUAAUGAUUCGAUCUGAAGCCACCUUAGUUCUCAAUGAGCGCAUUUUCGUGAUACUUAGUUAUGUUCCACGGCUCCUUUUUAUUUCACGUUUCACUCCUUGAAAUGUAUUUCUUUAUUUCCCAUUUGUGAAGUUUUUUUUAUCCACGGUUUUUUCGUUCUCUCUUCCUCAUACUUUCUCAGUUUAUUUCGUCAGUUUAAGAUCUUUUCUCUCUUCUAACCCAGAAGUAACAUGCGAGUGUGUAAAGAAGUGGUUUUAAAAAGCGUUAUCGGUUUUGCCCUCUCUUAGUUUGACAAGUCCAAUAUCGAUGUUUUCAUAAGUCAACUGCGUGCAUGACGAAUAACCCAUUAUGCUUCUCUCUUUUACUAACACAAGUAAACAAUUUUCAGCUAAGUACACAGAGCCAUUUGUACGGUGAUCACUUUACAACAACUGACAGAAUCCUUGGGUCCUUGGGUAUAUUACAGCUAUAUUAGCUUUUGUCAAUAAUGGAGUCUCGUAAUAUGGUUCUAACUUUUGAGCGUGUGGAUGAAAUCUUAAAUUGUGACCCUUCAAAUGAAAGCUACUGAGCAGUACUUUCCUGUAGUACUGUUUAUUAUGCUGAACAAGGUGAUUCUAACUUUUGAGUCUGUGGAUGAAAUCCUAAAGUGUGACCAUUCAAAUGAAAGCUACUGAGCAGUACUUUCCUGUGGUACUGUUUAUUAUGCUGUACAAGGUGGUUCUAACUUUUGAGCGUUUGGAUGAAAUGUUAAAUUGUGACCAAUCAAAUGAAAGCUACUGAGCAGUACUUUCCUGUGGUACUGUUUAUUAUGCUGAACAAGGUGAUUCUCACUUUUGAGUCUUUGGAUGAAAUCCUAAAGUGUGACCAUUCAAAUGAAAUCUUUUUGGCAAUACUUUGUAAAUUUUUUAUAAAAUGAAAAUUAUAAUUUUUUUUGGAAUUUGACUUUGUUCACCUUUAGAGGCCUCAAAGGGCUCAGUGUCUCACUAGCAUUUUAAAUUUGAUAGAAAGGAAAUGAUUUCUGAUUGUUGAAACAAUUAUAACCAGCAUGAUAGCAUUAACAGCGGUGAUUAUUAAAUGUAGGUGUGUUUUAGCAACAGUGACGCAAACUCCAUGAAAACAUUUCCUUGAAAACACAACUCUCGAUUUACUAAAAUUAGUUUGAAAUUGUUCAUAUUUGUUCAAAAGACUUGUAUGAGUGAAUCAUUCAUAUGAAAGGCUUUCACACUCGCUGAAUGAAAGGAAAAGUUAUCCGUCAUGUCCUGGAGUUACUUUUUGUGAUCAUCUUUGAAAAUUGUUGUUAUGGAGAAGACACAUCGAAAUGAACGAAGCUUGUUGUUGGUAGUUUUCCUUUCUCUGAGCAAACGUCUUAAAAGGUUUGAGGGGUUUUUGUGAGUAAACAAAUCAAGUUUAUUUGUUUAUACUUUAUAAUACUAGCAACAAACGACAAUAGUUUUCUAAAUUAGAAAUAUAGUACUCUAAGCAAGUGAUUUUCAACUGGUAUAUUCUUCUGUUUUCACUGAAUGUAAAAGACAUGUUAAACUUUUGGGAACUAACGAUAUUUAUUAUUUAAAACGCAAGGUUGUUUUCGACCUUCAUUCCAAAAACGAAUCAAAGAUCUAAAAGCUUCUGAUAUGCCAUGGGGACAUCACUGCAUAUCUCAGUUAUCAACGAACAUAUCACACCGUAACUCAAAACGAGCAUUAGUAUGAAGAAGGAGAGUAAUGUUUUGCGGCAAAUGGAAAACUUGAGACGGAUUCAAGUGGAUAAUUUCUCAAAUUAAGAAAUGAGAAGAAAAAGCUGUGCAAAAUCACCCUUAUGGAUGAAACUACCAUAAGACCACUUAUUUUUUUGUAGGUGAUAAUGAACAGUAAACGACUCCAGUGAAGUAGAGAAAACUUGGUCACGUGGUACAAAUUGACGUUUCCGUUUUCCGUAAACGUGAUUCAAAAUCUCUCUAUUGUCAACUCAAGUUUACUUUUCCGCGCCGUUGGAAACGUUCACUUUAAAUAAGGUUAAAAAAAGGUCGAAAACGGCACGAAAGAUUAUCACUCAAGUGAUAAACGACACGUAAGAACGCUUGGUUACGUGGUUCGAAUUGACUCGUAAAGCGUCUCAAAAUCUCUCCAUUGUCAACUCAAGUUUAUUUUUCCGCGCCAUUGGAAAGCGUUCACCUAAAACAAGGCAAAAACGUCACCAACGGCACAGCAGAUUAUCUCUCAGGUAAUUUCCGCUCUUCCAAAUGACGGAGGCCACACUGAGUUCAAAACCUCAGCCUCAGGUUUUAAGUUUUAAUCAUUUUGUGAAGCAGCUGCACUGAAAACACAAACGUCCUACUUGGCAGUUUUCAAAUGAAUAGUCGCGCGAGGAUUUUACUCAUAUACCGGACUCAGCUUUAGAAUUGCCCUCAGGGUGACCGCAAAACGGACCUAAGUAUAGUCAAACUCUGUGGGGGCCAUAGAAAGUGUCGGUAUUAACGGGUAUCCGCAUCAAGCGGGUUGAAUUCAGAGAAAAUCUGAGAGCUUUCUUUCCCCAGGGACAAAGCAAACUGUUCGUAAUAACGAAGUGCUCGUAUUAUACGGGUGUCCGUAAAGCGGAGUUCGCGACUGUACAAAAAGCGCCCAUCUGUCCGCAGGCGAGGUGAUUGUUCUGUGAUGGUUUUAGUGACGUCUCCGGCGAUUUAUACUGAGGAAAACCAUGACAAAGUGAAUUUAUUUGUUUUAAGGGGAAAGAGGAAAGGAAGUCUAAACUAGUAUCGCUCGACAGUGACAAGGAAAGUUGAAAAAUGUCUUCCAUAUUGGGUGAAAUAGAGAGUGAGAAAAAUUGUCCAUUUUUCAUCUACGUGUUUGCGUUUUCUUCUAUUUUUCUCGUAAGAAACUGCCAAUACUUCUAAAUACAAAUAUAAGAGCUCUCUUUAGCGAUUUUUAUCGGUUAUUUAUUGGUUCUAAACCCGCUUUUUCUCUGUUUUCUAUAUAUAAACUGAUGUGACCGACAACUAGUGUAUUCCCAGUCAAUGAGAAUGAGGGACUGAUUUGCUACUGAGUAAAUCAUAGUUUACCCUUUUAACCCUAAGAUCAAAAUUUGAAUUCUCGUUUGUUGCCCCUAUUCAUUUCCUCGUACAGAAAUUGUGGGGAGAAGUUGAUAAAAUAUCAAGCAAAUUCAGCUUGUGUGAUCAUGUCCGUAAUUGUCAUGGCCACUCUGUUUACAAAGCAUUAAUAUCACAAGAAGGAAUUUGAUGCUGAUCGCUUUUAGGGCUUAAAGGGUCUAUGUGACAGGGAUACUGCUGUUUUAGGUCAAUUCUGUGCUAAAACCAUUACUAAGGGCCUUUCCCCCUUUUCAUCAGGAAAUAAUACAUGUAGCCAUAAUAUUUUUUUUUGGUGAUUUCUGCAGCAUAGCAUUAAAAUUUAAAACAAGUUGGAGCCAGUUUUUUCAAGAUUUAAUCAAUGUCCAUCCUUGCCAUCCUUUGCAACGGACGACGGAAACAGUUUCAUUGCCUAAAUGAAGUCUUAAAUGAUAAAACUGGACCAUUAUUGUUGGAAUUCAGUUGGUGCGAAAAAAGUUUUCGCAUUUUGAAAAAGAUGGCAAGUAACAUGACAUAACCCUUAUAAUGAACAGUCAAGUAAACAAAACGAACAGCAGGGUAUUCCACACAUGAAAAAAGUAAUUAAAUUAAUCUAGGAUUAGUUUGUUUUUAUUUUUGUCGAACUUUCACUCUUGCCCUAUAUCAAAACGGAAAACAUCCUUGACUGUAAAGAGGCUGAAGCUUUCCUGAACGUUUCUCAAAGGUUUGAGAUGGAAGGUUCCUCGAAGGUUUCUUAAAUUUACACAGCUUUCUGGUGUUCUGUGUUCCGGUGUUUCAAAAGUCCAGUAUUCCAGUUUUCCGGUCACGUCUCUCUCUCUCUCUCUCAGAUAUGCGCAUUGCCCUGUAGGAACUUCAAUUCAAUGCUAAAAAAAAACGUUUCCACAGUAUUGAAACAUCAAUUUUUCAAGUUCAGGAUCACAGUACGUUCAAAAAGGGAUUUACUAAAUUUUGAAAAUAUCGUGAUUUUUCACCUCCAAUAUGCUCAUGUUGACGCCACCGAAAUUUCAAUAAAUAUUGAAACAACAUUGUACAUGUUUUCUCAUGUGUUAAGGAAAGAAUAAAAGAAGCGAUUCAGAUGCUGUCGGGAAUAAAUCAAAAUGCAGGUUGGAAUGCAUUUCCACUCAAGCGUAAUAGAUUGUCUGCUCUCGAACAAAUGCAAUUUAAAUUCCCCUCUUCAAUGCGACUAUUAUUUCAAUGUGAAGAGGACUGUCAGGGACUGUCAAGCUUUCUUUUGUGCAAAUUAUCUGUUGUAACGAUCUAACGGAGCGGCCAAGUUUAAGAGUAACUGUACGUGAGUGAUAACUGUUCUCACUCGUUAAUUGUUUUGAAAUUAUCAUCUCUUUAAGACUAACUGAUCAAUGUGAUGUGCAUGCACAGUGAGCGGCUUAUUUGACACGUUUUUGACUAAGUCUUUUUAUUUAACGCUGUGAAAAUGAACAUUUCGCGCACCGAUCUGAAUGAAAUUGUUCAUUAUUUUGUAUAACGCAUCAAUGUUAGCAUUUUCCAUUUCACCGACAGAACAACUUGAAAAGAACAAUGGAAAUGGCUGGACGGCAAUUUGACAACUGAUUACCUCAAGCAAAUGGCUCCCACGGGCUCGGCAAUUCACGAUAUAUCCAACAGCACAUCUUCCAGGAAACUGGGUCUUACUACACCAAAAAACCCUGAUGAUGAUGAUGAAAACUCUUCUCUAAAUCCAUUCGUCAUUGGAUUAAUCCUAGAAUCAGGUAUUCUAGCCGUGGUAUUUGGUAAUCUUUUGGUUCUUCUGUCUCUACGAGUCCAAAAAUACUGGGCCAUUACCGAUAUUCUUCUCCUGUCGUUAUCCACUGCUGAUUUCGUUGGCGGAUCUUUUCCUCUUCAAAUUGUAAUUUUCAUGAAUUAUUUCCUCCAACAGAACUGGACAGAAUUUCUUUGCGGUUUCUUCAUUGUUAUGGUGCACACUCUUCGAUUCGCUUCCGCGGGUACUGUUAUACUUAUUACAAUAGAGCGUACGUUAAUGAUUCUAUGGCCUUUAAAAUAUCAUACAACCAUCACGAUUUCGCGAAUCAGGAAAGCUGUUUUGUUUAAUUGGCUCAUCGCUGUGUUCUUUGCCAGUCUCCCCUUCAUGGGAGUUGGAAAAUCUGGCUUCGAAGACGGGAAAUGUUUUUAUCACUUAUCAGACUUGGGCAGAACAUACGCGAUAUUAAUUGUAUCCACGUCAUUCGUGCUUUUAGCAAUAGUAUUAAUAUGCUGGAUUGCUAUCAAGUCGUCAAGUACGAGGUUUAUACGAAGACAGACAACAAUGGACACGAAAAAUAAGCGCGCGGGAAACGAUGUGUCCCGAGGGUCGAUUCCCGAAGAGUACUGUGAGCGCUCGAGGGAAAGACGCAAAAGUAACCCUUCUGGUGUGCGCGAAAUCCGAAGACUCUCUCGAAUGAUGGCUGUUGUGGUGUUUCUCUACUACAUCAGCUGGCUUCCAAUCCUGGUGAGUUUUGGUGUCUAGUUUUGUUUUUGAAUGCCGGAUUUUCCAUUCAAAACGAUACCCUGCCAGGAUCUGGUAGAUUUUGUGAAGCUUUAAUUCUUAUUGAAUAUUUUUCCCCGUUCUCGAACUCGUCUUAAUUAGGAUUAUCAAUAGGCUGCUCUCGCAUAAAACAUCUGUAUUGUUAUUUUAGGAACGUCCUCUCCCAUGUUCCCCUCCUGGGGGCUGAGAGAAACUCAUUGAUGAGGCUUGGAUGACAAGAGGUGAAAGACUGGGAGAAUAGGGGGCUGGAGGGGAUGGGAGGGGGACCGGAAGUGGAAGUUCUAAAAGGGUUAAAAGCGGGAUAGAUAGGAGGAAAUCGGGGGGGUACUUCCUUAUGAGAGGCUAGUGGGGAUGUGCCGCUGGAUGGGGUCGCAUUUUCACGACUGGUCGUAUUUUCAAUAGAGUUACCAGGAUGGGGUCUCACAUUUCCAGAUUUUUGGGGGUAAGACAGUUCUUCAUAUUUACGAUUAGCAAACGUACCAGAAUGUUUAUACUGUAGAUGAAAAGUAAAAGUAAAGUGUUCUUCAUUCAAUCUAACUGAAAUGGGCCAAUUUAUAAAAUGACUAAGUUGCGUUGCGAAAAUUACAUAUUUGCCCAAAAGAGACAAAGAUGGGGUCUAUAAUUGGCCACAGAAUAAACUAUAAUGGGGUAGGGGCUCUGAGAGGUCAGCGGCACAUACCCAGCAAAAAUUAACCCUAGUAACCCUUCCGGGGAGGAAAUUAUGCAGCAAUGCUUGAUGUUUCGCAAUCAAACAAGCGCUAAAGAGAAGUUAAGAAUAAGGGGGCGAGAGCCGGGAAUGAAAAGUACGGGAUGUCGGAGGUUUGGACCCCUGUUCCCCCACCCAAAAAGAAACUUUGUUGGAAGUCAUUUUUUCCCCUAGUUGGGUUUCCAGCUCAGUAAUUACAGCAGAGAUUGAAUCAAACAAGAACGCUAAACUUUCUUUUCAGAUAAGUAACAUAGUUACCCUGGUAACAGAGAAGAGGUCCAGUAAACUGGUGGUACUUCUCACAGGAAUGGUAUCUCUUAUCUACGCUCUGGCCAACCCCAUCAUUUAUGGUACAAUGAGCAUGCGCUAUAGGUGGGCUUACAAGCGAGUCUUUGAGGCGGUGUGCAGUAUAUGUGGAUGUACACAAAGACCAAGAUCUCUGAGCGCUUCGUCAAAUUUAAGUAAGUAUAAAAGAAGUUUUAUUCUUCUAAUUUUGCUGUCUUUUAUGUCCGACCACCUCUCGUAAGCGACCACCGAAAAUAUUUAACAAGAAUUUCCUCACCCUCGUACCCAGCGUCUUCGUUCCCCAUGACCAGAGCAUGCACAUUAAGGGACGAAGACUCGAGGUGCGAGAUUGGAAUUUCCUUAGAAAACAUUUGCUUUAGAGGGGAAAUAUGUGAAUGUAUUACAUCGACAACAAUUUCCGUUGAUGCGAAACAGGAGAGUAGUAGCCCAACUAAACUGACAAGUAUUAGUAAAGUCGGAUGAAAUGUUUUUUCCAGUCACGUCUGAAUGUUGAAAGAUGUCACUCGGCGUCCGUCAUAACAUGAGUCGGGACGAUGGAAUAGACCUAUUCCGCUAACUCAAUGUUGUACCCAAUUCAGAUCUCCCGGGGUUAAGAUUCUUUGUGUGUUGUGUUUGCAUCAUAAUGUGGCAUUCACAUUUAAAUGAUAUGGAAAUUCCUGAAACAAAACGUUUUAUGCCCAAAGGGUUUGAAUUGGUUACAACAUUGAGUUAGCCGAAUAGGUCUAUUGCGCCGUUGAGAUCUAGAAAAGUGUCACCAAGGUCCUAAUUCGCCACUUCAGAAACGAGAGGGGAACUGGAACCGAAGUGUGUCCGGCAAUUGUUUUGUUCCCUGGCCUUCUCGACGCAGAUUGCACAAUGGACCAUUUAGCGAAUCAGACUGGGCCGGUGUAGUGUCGAAUUGCAUUAUGGGAGUGUUUGAUGGCUUGAGCCAAUGUAAAUGGGAUAGCGUACCCUAUUCUUACUAAUUUUCGCGAGUAUUAAAUUUCGCGAAAUUUUUAAAAUCGCGAAAUUUAAUCCCAUUUUCGAAACCAAACAGUGAGAAUUUUAAAAAUGUUCUGAGUCCGGGGGUUUUUUGUACCUUGCACAUUGACUGAACAUCUCAAGUUGCAUUUUAAGCACUGAACUGUACGAUAUACAUUGUAUAGAUAGCAUACAACACAGCAAGCAGUUACGUCUUGUCUUGUUCAUAAGGUUCUAUAUAAGGCAGUUGUAAGUUUACAAUCUUGCUUUGAAAUACGUACGUUUUAUUGAUUUGUGACAAGUGCCCUCUGCUCAGGAUUUACGAAAAUUAAACGAAGACAAAAUCGCGAAAUUUAGUACGCUUUUUCUCUAAUUUUUUUUUGCAAUCGCGAAAAUUAGUACUCGAGAAAUCCGGCUCCUAGUUACUCGCGAAAUUAAGUACUUGCGAAAGUACCCAUAACAGUCCUAUAAUGCAAUUUGAGAUCAACGACCCAAGUCUAAUGCAUUACCAGGGUUCUAUCUAGGGUGUUUGAGGGGUAGAAGCUUCCCCUCCAAAAUCCCCAACUUCCCCCCAAAAAAUAUCGGAGCUAAGUGUAACAUUGUCAGAACGUGAUCAAGACUAAAAAAUAAAAUAAAAUACCACUGUAACAUUUCUCAAAAUUGGGUCUCAAAACGCACCAGAUUGCAUCUCAGCGCAUAUUCAUUCCAAAAAUUUCCGGGGGAGCAUGCCCCCGGACCCCCCUAGGAAGCUCGUAGCCUUCGGCCACUCGGGGCUUCUCCCCCAAACGAUAAAUCCUAGAUAAAACCCUGAUUACCUCAUGCGUCUAAUAAUGCUAUUGUUUCAUUGCGAUUUAAGGUAUGUCCCGUUCACGGGCUCUAACAGUUUCACAGUUAUUCAGUGACCUAGCGUCCAAAGAAACCGCCGCCAAAGAAGGGAAUCACGGGAGACAAAACACUGCGUAUGAGCAAGCAGAAGACGCCGUUUAUGGAAAAAGUAAUGAUGUUACCGUAAGCUCAGAUGAUCUCUCCGGUGGAACCAGGGGUAUGGUUAGCUGCUAA